GUUAGUUGCUCUUUAACUAAUAAACAGCUUGAAUUUUAUUAUAUUAGAAAAGUAUUAUCAUAUUAUUUGUAUCAUCAUGCGUGUAAUGAUUGUCGUAUUGAGUACAUUAUUUGUCUUGGUCACUUUUGGCGACUCAAUAAGUAUCAAGGAAGAUUUCUCGGAGACUAUGACCAAGGAAUCUACAGAUGUGGAAUCAUUCGAGCAAGCCCUAAAUGUGACCAUGUUCAAAGUGGGCGCACGUAACUGCUGGGAGUGUUCGUACCCGUGCAGGGGCAGGUAUUGUUGUGACGGCUAUUACCCGCAGUGCUGCCUUGUUGGCAACAGUUUCUCCAACAUCGAUAUACUAUCUGGCAUCACAAAGGACGAGGGUCAUAUGUUAGCCAUACUAUCUUAUCCUCAAAUACUAUCCAACAAUUUCACAGAAAAUGCGUUCAACACAGCACUCAACCAAAUGAAUGAAGUCUUUCAUAACAUACACAUCGAGACAGUCAGUGAAUACUACUUGAAAAAUAUAGACCCGGAUAACUCACACGAAGUGAGCAGGGCAUUUUCAAAGUUAUAUGGGGAUGUAUUCAUGAUAUGUCCUACCUACUUAUUUGCUAAGCAAUUUGCUAUGAACUCAAACCGGGAUGCAUAUUUCUACAUGCUAACAUACCAAAGCAAUAUAUUUGGUAGUUUAAAAUGGGAUGACCAUGGUGAUGUUGUUCACGGGGCUGACAUGGCCUUUGUGUUCGGACACCCGCUUGAAAAUAUAAAGUCGUCCGAAAAAAACCGAAAACAU
Messenger RNA from Oppiella nova, 781 nucleotides. Lineage: Eukaryota; Metazoa; Arthropoda; Arachnida; Sarcoptiformes; Oppiidae. The record is from the annotation of a GenBank genome assembly.